AUGAAGAAAUCAAACUUUAGGCCAAAUAGUCAAGAAUUUGUACUCCUCUCAGUUGAGGGAUACAAGAAGCUGGCUAACAUCGAUAGCUCAUGCAAGAAUUUGUACUGGACUACCGAUAUCAAUACAGAGAUUCCUAUUAAGUACAAUCUCAAUGAUGAUAAAGGUCUAGUGUCUGUCACUCCAAAGACAUUGCCACAGUGUCUUGUUGAAAAUGUAAAGACACACAGAGACUGGCCAAGCAUGCAUGCAGAAGUAGCUAAGGACGAAUGGACCCUCUGGACAUGGGGAGAUGUCUGGAAGAUCAGUUUUAACUUUGCCAAAUCUCUACUCGCUUUUGGUGUAACUCACAGAUCAGCAGUCAACAUCAUCGGCUACAAUCAUCCAAUGUGGAUCUUUGCCUUCUAUGGGACUAUCAUUGCUGAUAAUGUAGCUGUUGGUGUCUAUAUGACUAGUACUCCUCCAGCCUGUGAGUAUGUGGCAGACCAUAGCUCUUGUGAGCUUGUUGUUUGUGAAGACCUCAAGCAAGCUGAAAAAUAUCUCAGCAUCAUUGAUAAACUGCCAAAGAUCAAAGGAAUCGUAAUCUGGAGCAUUCCUAAAUUCGAAACUAGACCUCACUCACUCGUAAUGGGCUGGGAAGAGUUUCUCAGUCUUGGAUCCCAGGUUCAGGAAGACUCUGUAAGAUAUGUUGAGAUCUUGCAUGAUAGGAUGGAAAAGCAAGUUCCAGGGAUGUGCUGCAAUAUCGUUUAUACCAGCGGCACUACAGGAAAUCCCAAAGGAGUCAUGCUAACUCACGAUACAAUGUAUUUCAUGAGCAACAAGUACCUUAAGAGUUGGGAUACAGAAGGUCUCGUUGAUGGAAAAGAAAGAGUUGUCUCCUACCUUCCUCUCUCACAUAGUGCAGCUCAGACUUAUGACAUAGGGUUCAAUUAUGUUGGCAAAGUCCAGCUAUAUUUCGCGAGGCCCUGCGCUCUGCAAGGCAGCUUAGUCGACACUCUGAAGCAUGCGAAGCCCACCAUUUUCUGGGCUGCACCAAGAGUUUGGGAGAAAUUGGAACUGAAAUUGAAGGAGAAAGCACCAAAAUCACCAACUCUGGUUCAGAAGCUCCCUAGUUGGGAUAAGGAAUCAUAUCCUGUGCAGGUACACCAAGCUUCCUCGAAGACUUCUGAAUAUCUGAGUGCUAAUUUCACAGAUGUGAGGGAUAUGCAAUGAGAGAUUGGACUCGAAGAGUCCAAGAUCCUCAUGGUGACCUCUGCACCAAUGAAAACUUCAACUCUAGAGUUCUUCAAGUCCAUUGACUUGCCAGUCAUGAAUGUCUAUGGGAUGAGCGAAUGCAAUGGCCCUGAGACCUCUGGCAAACCUUCUAGGUUUGCUGAAGGCUCAGUUGGCUUUCCUAUUGAAGACACUCAUAUUAAGAUCGACACUAGAAACAAGACCGCUGGCGGUCUUGAGAACGAGGGAGAGAUCUGUUUCAGAGGCAGAAACAACUUUAUCGGGUAUCUUAACAACGAAGAGAAGACCAGGGAGACCCUUGACUCCAAUGGCUACAUUCACUCUGGAGACAUUGGUACUUUUGAAGAUGAUGGCUUUGUGAGGAUCACUGGCAGGAUCAAAGAGCUCAUUAUUACUGCUGGUGGGGAGAACAUAGCCCCUGUUUUGAUUGAGGACUCAUUUAAAAAUAUCUGCCCCAUUGUGAGCAACAUGAUGGCAGUAGGAGACGGAAAGAAGUACCUCACAGCUUUGAUUACUUUAAAGGUAGAAAUUGAUACUACUAAUGGGAAGAAUUUGCCGACUAAGAACCUCACACUUUUCGUAAAGACUUUCCUUGAGGAAGAGCUUGGAGUUACAGGAGUGGUGACAACAGAAGAUGCUAUUAAGAAUAAGAAGGUCAUGGAGUACCUUCAAAAAAUGGUGGAAAAGAAUAAUAAAAUGGCUGCUUCUAGGGCUCAAACUAUUAAGAAGUUCAGGCUACUCCCCACUGAUUUUAGUUUCGAGGGAGGAGAACUCACUCCUACUCUGAAGUUGAGGAGAGGACCAACUCUUGAUAAAUAUGCAGAGGUGAUUGAUGAAAUGUACAUUGACCAGGACAUGACUUCUAAAAUUUAAUUUUAAGUUUCAACUAACCAUAU
This is a messenger RNA of Moneuplotes crassus, 2126 nucleotides long. NCBI's taxonomy places the organism in Eukaryota, Ciliophora, Spirotrichea, Euplotida, Euplotidae. The record is from the annotation of a GenBank genome assembly.